AUGAAUUAUAAAGUGGAAUCAGCUGAUGAAUACUUAAGAAGAAAUAGAAUUAUGGAAUUAUUUGAAGAUCUUUGCACUAAGGCCAGUUAUAUAUAACCUGAGAAUUUAGAAGAGUUUUUUGUUGAAGACUUGAGGAUUAAAUAAAAAUAAGGGUAUCAAUAAAAAUAUAACGAUUGUUUAGAUUCAUCACUCCAAUCUUUACAAAGAUAGAAAUUUAAAAUAUUUUUGAAUUAUUUGAUUUAAAACGUGAUGGAUAUAUUACAUAAGAGAAUUGUAGAAAGGCAUUAUUAACAAUUGCAUCAUCUCAAAAAUAAUAAGAAGUUAUUGAAGCCACUCAAGUAUAUAAUUAACAUAAUUUACUAUAGGUAAUCGAUGAAAAAGUAGAUAUUAAUAGAUUUUAAAGAUUAGUUGAAUAAUUCUUAGGAUGAA
Messenger RNA from Paramecium pentaurelia, 429 nucleotides. NCBI's taxonomy places the organism in Eukaryota, Ciliophora, Oligohymenophorea, Peniculida, Parameciidae. The record is from the annotation of a GenBank genome assembly.